Spodoptera exigua (beet armyworm) is the source of this 2328-nucleotide messenger RNA. The record is from the annotation of a GenBank genome assembly. Lineage: Eukaryota; Metazoa; Arthropoda; Insecta; Lepidoptera; Noctuidae.
AUGGCUCACGCGUGUCUUAUGAGGUCUGCGUCUAACAUACUGAUGAAAACGAACACUUGGCAAGACGUAGAACCUGCUGUACGAGCAGCAAGACACGCUCGACAGACACAAGACAUCACACAUGCCGUGGAACUGUAUUUACAACUGGUAGCUGAUAAACCAAACUAUCCUCAUUAUUGGCGUGAACUGUCAACUUGCUUGAAAGACAUACAUAGAGACUGGGCCGUUGUUUGUCUAAACAAAGCUGUUGUACUUGACCCUCGAAGUUCUUUAACGCUCCUAUCUAAAGGUGCCAUGUUGUUUGAAGAGGAUCCCGCAACAGCCGAGCCCUUCUUUUUCGCCCUUCUAAAAUUAAAUCCAAACUGGGCCACCGCCUGGGCCUGCGCCAGCGUUUACUUCUACGAACGUGAGCUAUACCAUCUGGCAGAUACAAUCAUGCAAUAUGCUGAAACGUUACGUAAAGAACAACAUCCAGAGGCAAGGAACUAUUCGCGUUCAUGGGAACGAGAGCUGGGAGACUGGUGGGACAGCACGCCGCUACUGCCAGGGAUGAGCCUGUACUAUGAAGCAGCUGACCUUUUGCUCAGGUUGAGAGCUAUGCCUUUGGCAGAAGCGUGUCUGGCUCGCUUGCUGUCGGUGACGGGGGAAACUACUGCGUACUAUCAUCUAGUUGCCCUGUGCUGUCGUCUGCGAGGACAGUAUAAGGAAGCCAUCUGCCAUCUAACUGUCGGUCUUGACAAAUUCGGAGAGGUUGGCAAACGAGCAAUUGGAUUACCUGAUGGUAGGAAAUUGCGCCUCCUAUGGACAUCCGUAACACCAGAAGAGAUACGAAUUAAUUACCUGAGGAGUCUCGAAGCUGAAUGCCAACAUAGGCUCGGUAAUGCCGAAACUGCCACUGCAUCAUACGCAAAAGUCGGCACCUGCGUUAGUUCCUUCAGUAUUCUGAUGUCCCUGUCGAGUGGAGAUAAUACGAAAACACGAAGUAUUCUAAUGGAACUUAUACGACGUCAAGCCAGCGCAUACGCUUGGACUGCACUCGCUGAUGACUGGAUGAGAACGCACAUCACUAAUCCCGAAGAAGAAGUUAAAGAAGGUGUAAAGAACACAGAGGAAAUGAAUGCUAAAGAAUGUGCCAUUGCCUGUGCCGUCCAGGCGCUCAAAAUAGACAGACGAGCGGGCCGAGCCUGGGCGAUCCUGGGCAAACUAGUCAAGCCUAGUGCCAGACGUCUACACUGCCUCCAAAUGGCCAAUUCUGUCGCCGGCAGCCCUCCAACUUGGAACGGCACGUUCACAGCAACCCGUGGAAACGUAGCUUGUUACCAAUACUUCUCUACUAUAAGAAAACCCAUCGGUCAAGAAGAUUGUUUAGUACUCAACAUUUAUACUCCACCAUCGCGUUCGAGUGAACUAUAUUCUGUGAUAGUUUUUAUCCAUGGAGGUGGAUUCUCCUCUGGUAGCAACUCUAAGCUCAUCUAUAAUCCCCAAUUCUUAGUAAAAGAUAAUGUUAUCGUUGUUACCAUCAACUAUCGUAUUGGGGCGUUCGGAUUUUUAUGUUUAGGUAUUAAAGAAGCCCCAGGAAACAUCGGCCUCAAAGACCAAUUGGCUGCUCUAAAAUGGAUCCAAAAUAAUAUCGCGUACUUCGGUGGUAAUCCCAAUUCUGUCACAAUAUUUGGUGAAAGUGCCGGAGCAGUUUCUGUUCAUUAUUUAGUUCUUACAAAUUCUGCCGAAGGAUUAUUUCAUAGAGCUAUUAUGGAUAGUGGAUCAGUUCUGAUGCCCCAAGAUUUCAAAUACAAUCCUAUUGAAUCAGCAUCUAUAGUAGCUACGCGAUUAGGCUACAAAACUUCAGAUCCUAAAGAAUUACUGCAAAUAUUUAGAAAUUCAACUGCAUCAGACAUAGUGGAAGCUUCGUAUGCAGAUCAGACUAAUGACGCAUUUUCGGUGUACUACUUUACACCGUGUGUGGAGACUGUAGUUUCUAAUGAAACAGAACCUUUUAUAACAGAAGAACCAACAAAAAUAAUUAAGAGGGAAUAUCUCAACGUUUCAGCUAUUAUUGGAGUUAAUAACCGAGAAGGUAUUUACUGGGCACAAAAUUACAAUUACCAAACGAUUGAACAAGUCAGAGCUGCUUUCGGUAGUCUAAUACCUAACUACUUACUGUUUGAAUCUGAUGUUGAUAGAACAAAUUUUGUAGAUUAUGCUAUAAGUUUAUACUUUAGUAACAGAACAGUAACAGACGGCUUAAUAGAAUACUUUACUGAUUCUCUGGAUACCUUCAACUUCAACAACUACGUGGGCUCCAAGUGGGCAGCAAUUGAAAUUCCUUGA